Messenger RNA from Ctenocephalides felis (cat flea), 1699 nucleotides. RefSeq names its product 6-phosphogluconate dehydrogenase, decarboxylating (gene Pgd). Gene Ontology annotation, molecular function: phosphogluconate dehydrogenase (decarboxylating) activity; NADP binding. The record is from RefSeq and is a predicted model, not a curated record. Gene Ontology annotation, biological process: pentose-phosphate shunt; pentose-phosphate shunt, oxidative branch. Gene Ontology annotation, cellular component: cytosol. Lineage: Eukaryota; Metazoa; Arthropoda; Insecta; Siphonaptera; Pulicidae. The transcript has 12 exons. Bases 218 to 1672 code for a protein of 484 amino acids.
UGCGCCAAGCAACAAGAAGCGACCGAGCGGCCGCUUAGUGUCGCUUUCAUAACGUUCCUUUGUCGUUUAUGUCAUUGAUUGUCAUUGAAAAAAAAAAUUAUAAUAUUGUGUUAAAAUAUUGAAAUCAACUUUAAUUACGUGCCGAAGAAAUAUAUCACGGAUAUUAAGAGAUAUAUUCAAUCAUUCUACCUUUUUGAAAGCUAACCAUAAAAUCAAGAUGGGUGACAAGAAAGCUGAUAUUGCCUUGAUUGGCUUAGCUGUUAUGGGACAAAAUUUAAUUUUAAAUAUGGAUUCUAAAGGUUUUAUUGUGUGUGCUUACAACAGGACAGUCGAUAAGGUGACUAAAUUUUUAAACAAUGAAGCAAAAGGCACUAAUGUAAUUGGUGCGACAAGCCUUCAGGAUAUGGUAUCAAAAUUAAAACUCCCAAGAAAAGUCAUGCUUCUUGUUAAAGCUGGUCCUGCUGUAGAUGAUUUUAUUGAGCAGCUCUUGCCAUUAUUGUCACCUGGAGAUAUUAUUAUUGAUGGAGGAAAUUCUGAAUAUUUAGACACAAGUCGUAGAUGUCAAUAUGUGAAAGAGAAGGGGUUGCUAUUUGUUGGAUCUGGUGUGAGUGGUGGUGAAGAAGGUGCGCGAUAUGGACCAUCUUUAAUGCCUGGAGGACAUAAGGAUGCUUGGCCUCAUAUUAAACCAAUUUUUCAAUCAAUUUGUGCUAAAUCAAAUGGGGCACCUUGUUGUGAUUGGGUUGGAGAUGAUGGAGCUGGUCACUUUGUCAAAAUGGUUCACAAUGGUAUUGAAUAUGGAGACAUGCAACUCAUUUGUGAAGCAUAUCAUGUCAUGGUUAAAGUUUUAGGAAUGACACCGCCCGAAAUAGCUAAUGUAUUCGAUGAGUGGAAUAAAGGAGAACUGAAUUCAUUUUUGAUUGAAAUCACUAGAGAUAUACUCAAUUAUAAAGACAAAGAUGGUUAUUUGUUGGAACGCAUUCGUGACACUGCUGGACAGAAAGGUACAGGAAAAUGGACUGCAAUAUCGGCAUUGCAUUAUGGAGUACCUGUCACUCUAAUUGGGGAAGCUGUGUUUUCAAGAUGUCUCUCAGCAUUAAAAGAGGAAAGAGUAAAAGCAAGUCAAGUAUUGGAGGGACCGAAACAAGAAGUUGUAUCUAAAGACAAACGACCUAUAUUCUUGAACAAGUUAAAAAAUGCUUUAUAUGCUUCAAAAAUAAUAUCCUAUGCCCAAGGAUUUAUGCUGAUGCGUGAAGCAGCAAGAGAAAAUAAAUGGACUUUAAAUUAUGGAGGCAUAGCAUUGAUGUGGAGAGGCGGUUGCAUUAUUAGAAGUGUAUUUUUGGGAAAUAUUAAAGAAGCUUUUGAUAGAGAUCCAACUCUUAGCAACUUAUUGAUGGACAAUUUCUUUAAAAAUGAAAUUAAUAAAUCACAACAGCUAUGGCGUGAAGUUGUAAGUUCUGCUUUACUGUGGGGUAUACCAGUACCAGCAAUGUCUGCAGCGUUAGCAUUUUAUGAUGGUUAUAGAGCAAAUAAAUUGCCAGCAAACCUAUUGCAGGCUCAGAGAGAUUAUUUUGGGGCUCACACUUAUGAACUACUGGGAGCUGAGGGAAAAUUUGUUCAUACUAAUUGGACUGGACAAGGUGGAAAUGUUUCAGCUAGUACUUAUCAAGUUUAAUUCAAUCAUAGAUCAUUUAUUCAUUUG